GAAAAAAGACCUGUCUGUAUGUAUAAUGCAGAUCAGUUAGGGGAGAUAUUGAACAUGAUACAUUUCAAGAAAUUUAAUGUGGAGUGCACCAUCUUGUACUGUUUUUCAUUCAACAAUAUGUCUUGGGUGGGCUGUGGGGAUAUUCUCCAGUACAGGGGAACCUUGGUUUUUGAACGUGUCCGCUGCCAAAUGUUUCGUAAACCGAACGCUGAAAACCCGGAAGUGAAUGCUUCUGUUUUCAAACACGCCUUGGAAGUCAAACGGCUUCCAAGGCGUGUUUCUCAAUUUUCACCAUAGACUUUGCUGACAGCCCUUUGAUCCUCGGUUUUCGAACGCUUCGGAAGUCAAACGGUCUUCCGGAACGGAUUACGUUCAAAAACCGAGGUACCACUGUAUUUGUUACAAUUUUUGUGCUAGUACAGUACAUACAGUAAGUAUAUACUUGUUGGCCACUGAUUUGCGAUUUUGUUAGGUGAUUUUAUUACUGAUUUCAGGCUGUUUGUCACCAUGUUAUUUUUUUUUCUUUUUUAAAAAAUGAUGGUGGUAUAGAAAAAUAAUAACAUAAAUAAUAACAAGAACUUGCACAAACAGAUCCUGUGAACGGGUGUGGCAGAAGGGAAAAAGCAAAUAGAAAUUUGUAGCUGAUUUCAGCAGUGCUAUGUGUAUUUGGUUAUUGGUCUCUAUUAAAGUGUGGCGGUAGUGUCGCAUUUUCCUUACAAAAUACUGACAGAGUGCUUUCUUUGCAGCACUCUGUACAACUGUAGCAUCAGAGUCUUCUGAAACAGUGACCUAGAUCAUGCUUCAGUAUAAAGCUUGGGCUGUCACUCUGAUCCUUCUCCUUGCAAAUACCCUUACUGAAGUUGAUGCUAAAGCCAUCUCAAAGAGGCAUGUCCGUAAUGAUUGGAUGGUCAUACCUGACGCAAUUGCAUUUUAUGUGUUCGAUGCUGUGAACAAAGUGUCUCCUAAAACUGCUGAGUUCUUGUAUGGUGCUUUCCAGAAUCCAAUCAUUCUUGAGACAAGAAACUUCUUCAUAAAGACAACAACUGAAAUCAAUCGAGCAUUUCAACAACUGGUGGAGAAUAUACAUGGUUUAUGGACAAAAGAAGAAGCAGAACCAGCACAGCACUAGGACCUAAACGAAUCUGUGGAGUGGCCUCUUCCUUGUAUUCAUCAGUGGAUCAUAAUGUGCAGAGGGUUAUCUUGGUAUAGUUUUUAUUUUUAUUAUUUCAAUUUAUAAUGUAUAUAAAACAGAUAA
Podarcis raffonei (Aeolian wall lizard) is the source of this 1255-nucleotide messenger RNA. RefSeq names its product apovitellenin-1-like. Lineage: Eukaryota; Metazoa; Chordata; Lepidosauria; Squamata; Lacertidae. The transcript is spliced from 3 exons. Bases 797 to 1129 code for a protein of 110 amino acids. Gene Ontology annotation, molecular function: enzyme inhibitor activity. The record is from RefSeq and is a predicted model, not a curated record. Gene Ontology annotation, biological process: lipid metabolic process. Gene Ontology annotation, cellular component: chylomicron.